Hydra vulgaris (swiftwater hydra) is the source of this 1464-nucleotide messenger RNA. RefSeq lists its product as uncharacterized. Lineage: Eukaryota; Metazoa; Cnidaria; Hydrozoa; Anthoathecata; Hydridae. The record is from RefSeq and is a predicted model, not a curated record.
UUGCGUUUGAAAUGUCGAUUUAAAUAUUCCUAUUUAAAUUAGCGACUAUGAUGCCUCAAGAAUAUCAUUUUAUUUGUUGUUAUUUAUGUUCUAGAAACCUUUAUUAUGCAACGAAAAUGCUUAAAGUAUUGUCUUUUAAUUGUUUUAAUAGUUUUUAUUGCUAUUGUUGCGAUUUUAUAUUCCAGAGUUUAUUUAAAAACAAAUAGUCCAUAUUUAACUUAUUUAAGUAAAGGCUUUGACGAUACUUUGAAGAAACGCUGCUUUUAUCGUGUGUUUGGUGACAGUUUACUAUUAAUCAAUUUUAACUUUCCGUUUUACAAAAAUAUUGAUGUUUUAAAUGAUCUUUAUGAUGGAGUUUUUGGGAAAAUUGUUUUUUGUGGUCCUCCUCCAAAAAUAGAGUUUACAAAAAAACCAGAUAUUGAGAUUGAUUCAAUUAAUGGCUACUUCAGCUAUCAUUGUUUGGCUUUAGCUAUUAAUAAAUACCCAAACUACCAAGGGUAUUUUUAUGGUAAUGAUGAUAUGAUUAUCAACUGGUGGACAAUGGUCGACUUAGACCGUCAAAAGAUUUGGCAUGGUACACAGAUUGUGGAUUUUUCACAAGAUGCUUUUAGUAGCCAAUCAAACGUUUGGAUAUGGUGGGACACGUUCAUGGGUCUUCAAGCAUGUCAAAUGUACUUCAAAAGCUUAAAAAAGCUCGCUGAAAGUAAUAAUAAUCUUGAAAACUAUAAAAUAUUCUUGAAAAAUGGAAAUGGCAAACCAAGAUGUGGAAAAGGUUGGGCCGAUUUUUUUUAUAUACCCGGCCGUUUGGCUAAAGAUUUUUUUGCACUUUCAAACAUUGCGUAUUCAUCAAAGUUAUAUUUAGAAAUAGCGACUCAUAAUAUACUGCGCAGUUUAGCUCUUAGCGAAAAUUUCGUAGUGUUGGCCGGUAUAUAUCUACCUGAUAUUGGUUAUGCAAAUUACUCUGUGCAAGCAUUUUGGAGUGUAUACAACCAUCAAGUGCCAAUAAUUCAUCCUUACAAAUUUUAUGUUAAAGAUGCUGCUGAGUCAACUUAUAUGCUUAAAACUCAAGUUAUAUCUUUUAAACAGCUUCUCACAGAUUGUUCUUAUUCAAAUUAUACUAAACGUUUAUUUCAGAAAUAACUAAAUGUUGUUUUGAGUAGCAUGUAAGAGUUUUUACGACUCCGAUGUUGGCGUUUAUGUUAAUAUACUUACCAACCCCACUUUCAGAGCAGCAGGUUACCAUCAAACUCAAAUUGUUCAUUUACUGAAAUCACAGUUAGGAAGUUAUUUAUAUAAGUUAAUCUUAAAUUGUUAUCAUAGUUACUAAUUUAAAUUCGAGAAAAAACUUUCAGAAAGUAUUAAAAGUCGAACCAUGUGAUAUUGAAAACUGAUUCUUUUUAUAUUGACGUUUAAAUUUUAUUCAGAAAAUUUUGAGCAUCAAAAUAUUAGUUUUGUCAUAAAUAU